AAGACUCACUGUUUAAUGAAAUUUCUAUGGCUUACAAGAUGGCCGAUGAUCGUAUUGGAAACCUGAAGGCGAUGAAGGCCGGAAAGCGGUGAAGGUCUUGCGAUAUCGGCGAUGACUAGGCCAAAGCACGGCCUGGUUCCAGCAGCGUCGAUGAUGAUGAUGGAUGGUGAAAUCCAAGUGGCGAUGGUAACGAGAUGAUACAAUCCAGGCGGCAAUGCUAGUGAGAUGAUAGAGUCUUCCGGGGAUAAUGAUGGAUGAUUCGUUCGUGGGAUUAUGAUGAUGAUAGAUGGAUAAAGGGAGAUGAGAUAUUAAGGGAAAAUGGCGAUGAUAGGUUUGUGACCAUCAAAGGAUGGGGCGAUUCUAAUGUCAAUACGCGAACAUUCGCGUGGCGAUAAAUGUUUAGAGCAAAUCAAUAGCCGGGCGAUCUUACACGGUGGUUAAUUACUAUCGUGCAACACUUAGGGGAGAUGACAGGACGAUAGGAGAUGUGCUCGCUCCGAUAGCUGACGGAGAAGAGGAGCCCAAAAAAGGCCGGAAGGGAUGGGUUUUUGAGGAAAAGGAGGGAAGUGUGUUAUGAUUGGUGGACUUCCAGAAGAUAGGGGUUGUAGAUAGAGGGGUACAGUGUAUACAAAUCGGGCGCUUCGGUGACGGAGACGCACCCGAACACCUACACUGAAUGUUCUCUUACCGCUACAAAGUCACAAGUUUCACUUGCCAUCGCCUCGUAUCAGAGAAGUAAUUUUGUUUCAGGGAGAACCCGUAACAUCUAAACAAUACCGCCGCGAUAUGUAGGGCUACACCUGGACCAAAAGUUAACAUGGGAAACACAUUUAAAAAACGUCGCAUGGACUCGGCAUCGAAUGUACGCACUAAAAAAUCUCGCCAGUAAACCAUCCCUCUCCACGUAAAGCGACUCAUAAUGAUCAUAAGCCUAUAUGGCAAUACGAUUGCACCAUAUUCUCAUAUCUAUUCACAACUUAAAACGGUGCAAACUUUUAAGAACCGUAUACCCGGUUAAUAACAAAUGCUCCGUAGUAUGUUCAGAACGAAACUAACCACAAAGACUUUGAACAUUCCAUUCAAAACGGUGGUCAAGAACACCUACAAUCGACACUACCGGUCCAUCAAGGCGCACCCCAACCAACUGAUGCAAGAAAUUAACCAGAGCCAACCAACUCUAAGAUCACAAAGACGAUUGAAAAUGAAGACACACCGACCUUGCACCAUCCUCAAAUAAUUAAUUAUUGCAACCUGUUACCGAAUUUAUUAAUAAUCUUAAAGUGAGGAACGCCGCUGGGAGUUCGUUUUCACUACAUGUUUCAAGUGCUAUUUUAUAUUUAGGGUACCAUCACAACUGUAAUGUGUUUUACUCAAUAAAGUUUAAGAAAACGAAAAUAAAUACUUGACACACUAUUGUAAUCUAUAGUUUGGUCUAUUCUGAUCAAUUUGGUCUCCUAAUCCUCUCUGUUUUAAUCUGUCAAACUGGUUUCGGCAUUUUGUAAUUUUCAGUGCGUGGCAUCAAGGUUGUAAGAGGGAGAGGAACAUACUAUGAUCCAGCAGCAUAGGAAGACAAAAAUGAUCGGAGUUAUCUGUCGCUGUGGGUUUUUGUCUGUGUAUUGAAUUAUUUUCGAUUAAAGAUAACGAAUCAAUCAUGAAAACAAAACAGCUAUGGCAAACUCAUAUGUUACCAUUAUAUUUAUACUCGAAUUUUGUUAAUCUUUUUAGGUUAGUGUUUUGGUGAAAUGGGCGAAAAGGAGGACGCUGGCCAGCCUAAAACGACGAGGCGCCAGUCGGCGAAGAGACGGGCAUCCGCGAAGAGGGGAUCUGUGGCCAGGAGGGCAUCGGCGAAACGCGGAUCUGUGGCUAGGCGGAUAUCGAAAACGAAUGCGAAGAAGCAAGGGAAAUACAAAAAGCAAUCUGGCCCAAUCACAGAGGAGGAAAAAUGCGAGACCAACUUCCUCAAGUUCAUCGUGCAGUCUAUCGAGAACGUUAUACUGCCGACUUACCCGGCAGAAGUCAAUAUAUUGAUGCAGUUCAACAACGAACUCAUCGGCUCCGUUUCGACAGUUGUGAAAUCUAGAAGCGAUUUCGACAUCAACGAGGAAAUCAUGUUCCGCAUACCUGGGAAAACGCUUUCAGACGUUGACGAACUAAUGAGGAUCCCAUUUGUCUUCACUGCGAUAGCCAGGAAAGUGAGCAGAGCUCAAACAAGUUCUGAAAUGAACACUAAAGGAGAUGGAAGUACGCAUAAAAGGAGACAAAGCGCUAAAGGCAGCACCAGGAGGCAGAGUGCUAAAGGUGGUGGUGGGAGAAGGCAGAGUUCCAAAGCGGGCAGCAGGAGACAGAGUGCGAAGGGUGGCAGCAGGAGGCAGAGCGCCAAGGGUGGAAGCAGGAGGCAGAGCGCCAAGGGUGGUGGUGGCAGCAGGAGGCAGAGUAGUAGAAAGUCCGUCGCCCGUAGAGCAUCUACCAAAGGGGAAAGUGGGAAACAAGGUGUUAAAGUGGCACAAAGCCCAGGCAAAGCUGGCGGGGGCGGAGGUAGUGAUGUAAAAUUACCCCUACUCCUUGGUGAAGGAAAUCUCGAUAUCCUACCACUUAUUAAAGGAGAAAAACACCAGUUUGAAGUGAUACUUCUUGAGUCUUCUGAGAAGCCAGCCGCCCCAAUGCGGGGUGGUUCAUUAGAUCAGAAAUCAAUCCAAGAAUUAAAGAAAAAAAAAGAUGAAUUGCAGAACAAGGAUAGCUUGAUGAAUACGGCCGAGCCCACGACAGUAGUGCAUCCACCGAUGUUGUUGAUCCCUAGGAUAAAAGUCAUGGCUGUCAAUGUCGAUAACUUCAACGAUGAUGUUCCACCUUUGGCGAAUUCAGUCAUGUUCACUAUCGAGACGAUCCAAAACUGUAUAUUGCCCGACACGGAUCCCAAUUCGGUUUUCCGUGCUACAAUACCGUUUCUUUAUCCCCCGGAGCAUAACGAUGAAGAUGUCGUCAUAAAACGGCACGAAUUCUACGCAGAAGGCCUAGAGGAAACUAACAGUACCGUACGCUUCAAAAAGUGGUCGACGAUAGGACCGCCUUUGUAUGGGCCUCCGACUCUUUCAAAAUACAGACUGGGAGACGGAGUGUAUGACAUUAAAAACUGCGUGCCCAACUGCAACUUGAAAUCUGUCAUCAACGGUAAUUCGCCGAGAUUAAACUGGAAUGAAAUGAGAAGAACUUACCUCAGUAAAGAGUCAGAAGCGUAUUUUUACGAGGCGGUAAAGAAGUAUCGCGUAUGGCCAAUCGAAUUUAGAAUCAACCCGCCAGGCUCUAUGCCUAUCAUGAAAAGAAUCGAUAUAAAAGCGUUUCAGAGGAAUACAACAGUAGCAACGGAAAAAGGCGAGCCUAAAAAAUCAUUGACCAGGAAGUCGCUUGCGAAAAAGUCAAUCGCGAAGAAAUCCAUAUCGUCCAAGGUUUCCAGAAAGUCAGUUGCAAGAAGGCAGUCCGCCAAAAAGUCAAUAUCGCGAAAAUCCCUUUCAAGGAAGUCAGUAACAGGAAAAUCGCCAGUAGGAAAGUCAGCCUCUAAAGAAAUCCAUAAAACAAAACAAGAGGAUGAAAAAGAAAUACCGACCUUUAUAGCGUAUGCAGACAUAUCAAAUUUACUUUAUCCAGGAGUCACCUCGACAAGAGUGGCCUGUCCGCUAUUGAUGUUUCAACAAACGGAAUUCAACCAAAGGUGGGUAGUGUUAAAGCCGCGAGUGGAAAACAAAACAUCUGCGAAAGAGGAGGUAAAAGACGGCAUAGCCGGCAAAAGGCACAGUUCUAGAAAGAGCGUUGCCGGGGGUGGAAGAAAAAAAAGCACAACAGGAGCCGCUAGGAAGAGCGUAGCCGGGGGUGGUAGGAAGAAGAGCACAACAGGAGGUGCCAGAAAGAGCGUAGCCGGUGCUGGUCGGAAGAAGAGCACAACCGGUGGCGGGAGGAAAAGCGUUGCUGGAGGCGGAAGAAAGAGCGUUUCUGGAGGCGGAAGAAAGAGCGUUUCUGGAGGCGGAAGAAAAAGCGUAGCGGGAGGAGGGAGGAAGAGCAUAGCUGGCGGCAAGAAGGGUAAUGAAGCAGUCCAAAAGAAGGAUAACCAAACCGAUACAGAACCGUCCGCAGUGAAUCCCGAAGGAGAACCCCCAGUAGAAGAACCGAUUCAUGAAAUAGUGCCCUCUGUACCAGUAUUUACGCCGUAUGGGAAGAAGAUAUUUGUUAUUGUUGAAGUCAGUCUUCUGAAACCAUUUGUAGAAAAGAAGACGACAAAAGAGUUAGACGAUGAGAUAAAAAAAAUAUUACCGGAAAAAAUCGAAAAAGAACCGCCUGUAGCCCCAAAACGAUUAAAAGCGUUUAACAACGGGAUAUUCGACCUAAUGGACAUUGUACAAGAAGAGCACAAAGUCUACGUUAACAACAACAUUAAACUAGGAAGGCGCGGAGACUAUUUUGACGAGGCGGAAUUCUGGAAGCACUUAAAUGACAGUGGCACGCUUGCUAAAGUGCAGCCGGAGGUGCAGGAGCUAGUCACAGAUUUUGCCGUGACCGUUGUCGGUCCAGUCGAUGAAAACUUUACAGAAAGACAAUUGAAGGCUUACGCAAUGACUACCUAUAAAAAACUCAUGGAGAAAGUCAAUGCUGUAAUCAACGGUCUCGAUGCCCACACCGUUUUUAAACCUAACAAAACUUAUGUUGAGAAUCCUUCUGAAGAUAACAUCCGGCUUUACGUCGCGGAAGCUUGUGAGGAGCUGAAUCAAAGAAGGGCGAAUAUACUGCAGAAAACAAUCGUAGAGGUAAAUGGAGAGCCCACGACGUCUUGGUGGCGAGAUUACGUAGCGAUUGCUUUGUAUUUCGAUGACAGAAGCGAAGCGCAAGUCGGUUUGAAGCAGUUGUUAAACAUCGACCGAAAGGAUAAACACGGCUUGCUGCUGUACGCAGCACAAAUGGCCAUGUCGGGCAAUACAGAACAGGCCGAACUAUACUUCAGCUCGCUUGUCGAGAACCACCCUCGCUUUUUCCUCGGUUGGGUCGGAUUUCACAUAUUCCACCUUCUCCUCGAAAACGAGGAAGGAGCCAGCAUCAAUUUCAUCAAAGGGUUCGAAGCGAUGGUCGAUAUGGAAAGCAUCCCUGACGAUAGGUGUGAGUACUUUCUAAGCUGGACCCCCCAGUACAGGAGCGCCGAUAGAUUGUACAUAAACGCCGCCAUCGGUUUUCUAAAAUACAAACUGCCGGAGUUCGCCUCCAUAUGCUUAAUGGAAGAGCUGGAAAAGUCUGAAAAUAGCGCAUUCCAGUGCCACUACUACCUAGGCGUCACGCACUACUUUUUAGGAAACUAUGAGGAAAGCAUAGAACACCUGGAUAAAGCGUCUAAAUUAAAGUGGGAGGAGGAAGCUGUCUGGAGCCUCCUUGGGCAUAGCUACUAUCGUCUCGGUGACGAAAAAAACGCCAUGGACGCGUACAAUUUCGCAGUAAACAUCGCUAAAGAUUAUUCGAAAUUGGGUCUAAGCUACAACAGAAUGGGUUAUUUUCAUCUGAAAAAUGAAGCAUUCCAAGAGGCGAAGGAUGCUUUCAAGAGAGCCGCCGUCAUCCAGAGAACGCCAGGAAACUGGUUGGGCCUGGGGAUCACCUUUUUGUCGUUGGGGGAGUUUGAAAAUGCGGAAAUAGCUUUGGCCGAAGCGAACAAGAUGGACCCGCAGUACCCCGAGAUAUGGGCGUACCUGGCUUUGGUCAACCUGCACAAGAUCAAUUACGAACGCUACUCCCAAUGCAUAUUCCAGGCUAAAAGGCACGGAUUGAAAGAUCCUGACAUAAUCCAGAAGCUCGAGGAUAUGCGCAGAACCACGCUCUGCUUGAACGACAACCUCCUGGAAGGGCCUGAAAACAUUUUCGACUCUACGUACGUCGUCAAGACAGAAAUCCCAGCCACCCCUGCUAAUACAAGCGAUUAUCUAAUGAUAUUCACUCCGAGAAAAGUCGAAUCUUGUUUGGUUGAACCAGAUUGAUUUUAUUAUCAACAAAAAUAAAUAA
Molecule: messenger RNA, 6027 nt
Organism: Cimex lectularius (bed bug)
Lineage: Eukaryota; Metazoa; Arthropoda; Insecta; Hemiptera; Cimicidae
Exons: 16
Coding region: 1743-6002 (1419 amino acids)
Biological process (GO): cilium assembly; cilium movement
Cellular component (GO): motile cilium; extracellular exosome
Molecular function (GO): protein binding
Source: RefSeq, a predicted model, not a curated record